ACUUGUUACGCCUUAAAAAUUUAUUGAUUUUAUCUUGUUUCUGUAUAAUUUAGAUGGAUAAGAAGCAGCAACUUUUCAUUUACACAGCUGCAGCAUAUACGUUACUUUCAAUGAUGGCCAUGAUUAUUCAAUCUAGAAAAAGAAAACGCCGUAAAUCUGUAGAACCAAUUACCUAUGCUCCAAUUGAGGAGAGGGAUAGAAUGAGAAUUGAGUAUCUGAAUAAUAAGAUAUGGAAGAAUGAUGUAACUUAUGUCAAUACGCUUAGCCUUAAUAGAGCAUCUUUUUUCCGAUUUUGUAAGCUUUUUAGGGACCGGGGCCUUUUGCAAGACACCAUACAUUUGUGUGUUGAGCAGCAGGUUGCAGUGUUUUUAAACACAGUAGGUCACAAUGUUCGAAAUAGGUUAGUUGGCACCAAUUUUGAUAGGUCCGGUGAAACUGUUAGUUGGUAUUUUAACAAAGUAAUGCACGCUAUUGGAGAGCUACGAAACGACUUCAUUACACCACCAUGGACAUCAACUCCAGCUAAAAUUGCAGGAAACCCAAGAUGGGAUCCUUACUUUAAGGAUUGUAUUGGAGCAAUAGAUGGCACACACAUGCGGGCCUCUGUUCCUAAACACAAGGAGGCUUCCUUUCAUGGUAGAAAGAGUUAUCCUACUCAAAAUGUCAUGGCAGCUGUAGAUUUUAAUCUUCGAUUCGCAUUUGUGUUGGCCGGUUGGGAGGGGACAGCCCAUGAUGCUCUAGUCUUACGGGAUGCUUUAGAGAGGGAAAAUGGUCUUCAUGUUCCACAAGGCAAGUUCUACCUAGUUGAUGCCGGAUAUGGAGCCAAACCUGGAUUUCUGCCCCCUUUUCGUGGUGUUCGGUACCACUUGAACGAGUGGGGCAACAAUCCUGUGCAAAAUGAGAAGGAAUUAUUCAAUCAUAGGCACUCAUCGUUGAGAGUCACUGUUGAGCGGGCAUUUGGUUCGUUGAAGAGGAGAUUUAAAAUUCUUGAUGAUGCUACACCAUUCUUUCCCUUCUCUACACAAGUAGAAAUUGUGGUUGCUUGUUGUAUUAUUCACAACUGGGUUAUACAAGAUGGAGGUGAUGACUUUAUCAUUGAUGCGAGUGAGGAAUUGGCUACCAUUAAUCAUCAUACAUCUUCUCAUGGACAAGCAGGGAUGGACACGGAGGCAAGCGGUGCAAAAGCUGCUAGUGGCAUGUGCCAAUGGACUCCAACUCAGUCCACAUUUGUGCUCACCUUUCUUAGUAAUAUUGUAGCUGGUGGCACUAAGACCUCUACCGGCUUCAAGAAAGUUCAUCUCAACGCUUGUGCUAAGGCUCUCAACGAUCAUUUUAAACUCACAAGAACAGGUGAUCAAGUUAGUAAUCAUUUGAAGACAUGGAAAAAGAAGUAUGCUAGGAUCAACUAUCUUAAGAAUUUGAGUGCUGCUCUUUGGGAUGAAGAUGAAUUCAUUGUCUCUCUAGAUCAUGACCACUACAAAGGACAUAUGGCGGAUCCAAAAAAUAAAGCUGAUGAUGAAUAUUUGAACAAGCCUCUUCCAUACUAUGGUUUUCUAGCUACAAUCUUUGGCAAUAGCGUCGCUAUCGGUCAGUAUGCAAAGAGCUCCAAUGACCCAAUUGGGACUGAUAGAAGUGAAGGUGUGAGCCAUGGGGGUGAUGCCACUGCAGAAAAUUAUGGGCUGAACCAUGGUAUUGAUAAAAGUGUUGUCAAUGAUGAUAUAUCUUCAUCAGCUAGACCAGCUAAGAGAGCCAAGACUAUUGAUGAUACCGGGAGAAAGACUGAUUGCUUGGUUGAAGCAUUUCAGUGUGGCACCCAAACGCUAGCAAAGGCAAUAGCGCAAGCAAGCAGUGCUUUACCACAUGGUUUGUUCGAAGCCGUGGACAGUCUCCCAGGUUUUGAGCUUCACCACAAGACUCGAUACUAUCAGUACUUGGUUAGGCAUCCCAAUGAUGCCCAUGCUUUUGUGAAUCUACCGUCCGAUUGGAAGCUAUCGUGGUUUUCAAGUUUCGUGACUGAGAACUUCUAG
Panicum hallii is the source of this 2027-nucleotide messenger RNA. RefSeq lists its product as uncharacterized. NCBI's taxonomy places the organism in Eukaryota, Viridiplantae, Streptophyta, Magnoliopsida, Poales, Poaceae. The coding region runs from base 54 to 2027 and encodes 657 amino acids. The record is from RefSeq and is a predicted model, not a curated record. The transcript has 5 exons.